AGCGCAGUUUCACGUGACGGCGCGCGGGAAACUUCCGCGAAAAACUCAGCUGCAGAGACAGCUAGAGAGAACAUGUCUGAGCCACCGUCGGAGGGUGCGUUGAGCAGCAGUUUCGGCGAGCCUAGCAGCCCGCCGCGAAGUCCAAGUUCAAGAGUUGGCGGUGCUAGUAGCCCUGGAGGUGGUGGGGGAGAUCGGGAGCCAUUUCAGGACGAGGUGGAGCAGCUGCUGGGGGACGGAGAUGGAGGAGAGGAAGAGGAGGAGGGGGAGGGGGAGGACUUGUUCGGGGACAAUUUUGAGAGAGAGUAUCAGAGUAUACCUCGACUGGACACGUAUGAUGCUGAGCAUCUGGACGAGGACGAGUACGAUGCAAUGGAUCCCGGGGCCAGGGCUGCCGCUGAGAAAGCCAUGAAAAAGAGAGACAGACAGGAAUCACUGGUGACUGGUCGUAUGAGACCGGGACUCCUGUAUGACGAGAGUGAAGAGGAAGAAGAGACGGGGAUGCCGCUGCCGAGACGAAGAAGAACCGACCAACCAGAUGAAGGCAUGGAGUUUGAAGAGGUCGGUUCACCCUUCACCUUCGUACGGUCCAGAGAUGAUAGAGAACCUGGAGGACCUGAAGGGACACACUGUGAGGGAGUGGGUGUGACGAUGGCCGCCCCGCGAGCCGAGAUCAAGACACGGUUCAAGAGCUUCCUGAGGACCUUUGUCAACGAACAGGGGGUCAACAUCUACCGGGAGAAGAUUCGCCAGAUGUGUGAAGCCAACAAGAAGAGUCUGGUGGUUGACUACAACACGCUGGCCAACGAGCAACAAGUCAUUGCUUUCUUCCUCCCAGAGGCCCCCACUGAGAUGCUCAAGAUCUUUGACGAGGCUGCGAAGGAAGUGGUGCUGCACUAUUACCCAAACUACGACAGAAUUUCUCCGGAGAUACACGUGAGGGUGUCUGAGCUACCGCUAAUGGAGGAGCUGAGGUCUCUUAGACAGCUGCACCUGAACCAGUUAAUCCGGACCUGCGGCGUCGUGACGACCACCACCAACAUCCUCCCCCAGCUGAGCAUGAUCAAGUACGACUGUCUCGGUUGCGGGUUCAUCCUCGGUCCGUUCUACCAGCGACAGGACCAGGAGACUCGGCCGGGGACCUGCCCCGAGUGCCAGGCCAGCGGACCCUUCGAGAUCAACAUGGAACAAACGCUCUACCAGAACUACCAGCGGAUCACCAUACAGGAGAGUCCCAGUAAGGUGGCCGCCGGUCGAUUGCCUCGCUCCAAGGACGCCAUCCUCCUCUCCGACCUCGUCGACAUCUGCAGGCCUGGAGACGAGAUAGAGUUGACCGGAGUUUUCACAAACAGCUACGACGGAUCCCUCAACACUGCCAACGGUUUCCCAGUGUUUGCGACCGUGAUUGAGGCCAACUACGUGAGCAAGAAGGACGACAAGAUGGCGGUGGCAAACCUCACAGACGAGCACAUACGAGCCAUCCAGGGGCUGAGUAAAGAAGAGAGGGUAGGAGAGAGGAUAAUGGCCAGCAUCGCACCCUCCAUCUACGGGCACGAAGGCGUGAAACGAGCUCUGGCUCUCGCUCUCUUUGGAGGAGAAGCCAAGGACCCAGGGCAGAAGCACAAGGUACGAGGGGACGUCAACAUUCUCCUGUGCGGAGACCCCGGGACUGCCAAGUCGCAGUUCCUCAAGUACGUGGAGAAAGUGGCACCUCGUCCCGUGUUCACCACGGGGCAGGGGGCGUCGGCCGUGGGACUGACGGCCUACGUCCAACGGAACCCCGUCACGAAGGAGUGGACGCUGGAGGCUGGAGCUCUCGUCCUGGCUGAUAAGGGUGUCUGCAUGAUUGACGAGUUUGACAAGAUGAAUGACCAGGACCGGACCAGUAUCCACGAGGCCAUGGAGCAGCAGACUAUCUCUGUCUCCAAGGCCGGCAUCGUCACCUCCCUCCAGGCCCGCUGCUCCAUCAUCGCCGCCGCUAACCCUAUCGGAGGACGCUACGACCCCUCCAUGACCUUCGCCGAGAACGUUGAUCUGACUGAGCCAAUCUUGUCUCGUUUCGACAUCAUUUGUGUCGUCAGAGAUGUGGUCGACCCUGUUGAGGACGAGAACCUGGCGAGGUUUGUGGUCGGCAGUCACAUUCGUCACCACCCGUCUGCCCCGCCCACCGCUGGGGGAGGAGGCGAGAGUCCCGGUGGCCACGCCCACAAGGGUGGGGCGGAGCCAAUCGACCAAGAUCUCCUCAGGAAAUACAUCAUCUACUCCAAGGAAAAGGUUCAUCCAAAGCUGCAUCAGAUGGACCAGGACAAAGUUGCCAAGCUGUAUGCCAACCUCAGGAAGGAAUCAAUGAGGACUGGGAGUAUUCCGAUCACAGUUCGCCACAUUGAGUCAAUCAUCCGCGUCGCGGAGGCCCACGCCCGCAUGCACCUGCGAGAGUACGUGCACAGUGACGACGUUGACAUGGCCAUCAGAGUCAUGCUGGAGAGCUUCAUUGACACCCAGAAGUACUCUGUCAUGAGAAACAUGAGAAAGGCUUUUGCGAGUUACUUGGCGUACAAGAAGGACAACAACGAGCUUCUGCUGUUCAUUCUGAAGCAGUUGGCCGGAGACCACCUCACUUUCAACAGGAACCGCUACGGAGGAGACCUCGACAUCGUGGAGGUCCCCGAGCAAGAGUUUGUGGAAAAGGCUCGGCAGAUCAGUAUCCACAGUCUGGCUCCGUUCUACGAGAGCGAACUGUUCAAACAGCACAAAUUCAUCUACGACAGGAAGAGGAAGAGGAUCAUACAGCAACUCUGAAACCAUGAACUACUGUACUUUAGAUUCGAUUAUCAUACCGGUGUUGUUUUUGCGCAUGCGCU
Messenger RNA from Geodia barretti, 2858 nucleotides. NCBI's taxonomy places the organism in Eukaryota, Metazoa, Porifera, Demospongiae, Tetractinellida, Geodiidae. The record is from the annotation of a GenBank genome assembly.